Molecule: messenger RNA, 1018 nt
Organism: Solea senegalensis (Senegalese sole)
Lineage: Eukaryota; Metazoa; Chordata; Actinopteri; Pleuronectiformes; Soleidae
Product: kinesin light chain 1-like
Exons: 6
Biological process (GO): axo-dendritic transport
Cellular component (GO): membrane-bounded organelle; cytoplasm; kinesin complex
Molecular function (GO): kinesin binding
Source: RefSeq, a predicted model, not a curated record
CCUCUGUCCUCUGUCCUCUGUCCCAGGUUCUGGGGAAGGACCACCCAGACGUGGCCAAGCAGCUGAACAACCUGGCUCUGCUGUGUCAGAACCAGGGCAAAUAUGAGGAGGUGGAGUAUUACUACAUGAGAGCACUGGAGAUCUACCAGACCAAGCUGGGCCCAGACGACCCCAACGUGGCCAAGACCAAGAAUAACCUGGCGUCGUGUUACCUGAAGCAGAGCAAGUUCAAGCAGGCCGAGACUCUGUAUAAAGAAAUCCUCACCCGCGCUCACGAGAGGGAGUUCGGCUCAGUCGACGACGUGAACAAACCAAUCUGGAUGCACGCUGAGGAGAGAGAGGAGCAGAGCAAGGGGAAGCAGAAGGACGGCUCACCGUUUGGAGAAUACGGCGGCUGGUACAAAGCCUGUAAAGUGGACAGCCCCACGGUGACGACCACCCUGAAGAACCUGGGCGCUCUCUACAAGCGGCAGGGGAAGUUCGAGGCGGCGGAGACUCUGGAGGAAGCUGCCAUGCGUUCCAGAAAACAGGGUCUGGACAACGCGCACAAGCAGCGCGUGGCCGAGGUCCUGAGCGAGCCCGAGAGCCGCGAGAAGCAGCGCAGCCGCGAGAGCCUGACCUCGGACACGGUCAAGUACGAGAGCGGCCCGGACGGUGGCGAGGAAGUGAGUAUGAGCGUCGAGUGGAACGGGGUAAGUACAGUACACAGCCCUGCACGUGUCACUGAGAGUCAACACACACACACACACACGCACACACGCGCGGCCUGUUUGUUUCUGAGCAGAAGCCACGUGAAGAGAAAGGUUUGGUUUAGCGGCUUCAACUCGUUCUUGUAACUCCCCCACACCAAAGUCCAUAGAGAAAAUCCUCGAUUUUACAUCAGUGGGCACAGGAGUUGUUGAUCCGCUGCUCCUUGCGUCAGGAAGUUGUAAUAAGUUGUAACGUUGUUCGACUGCGUCUUCUGUGUUUGAAAAACUCAGUUCAGGUUGACUUUAGUGACACAAAGUGACCACACGGG